This is a messenger RNA of Centrocercus urophasianus (Greater sage-grouse), 3697 nucleotides long. RefSeq names its product glutathione peroxidase 7 (gene GPX7). NCBI's taxonomy places the organism in Eukaryota, Metazoa, Chordata, Aves, Galliformes, Phasianidae. The coding region runs from base 1 to 633 and encodes 210 amino acids. The transcript has 3 exons. Gene Ontology annotation, molecular function: glutathione peroxidase activity. Gene Ontology annotation, biological process: response to oxidative stress. The record is from RefSeq and is a predicted model, not a curated record.
AUGCUAGAUCCUGAGGGCAGUGUGGAGCACAAGCCUUCCUCUUCCUUCCCUAAAGUUUUUCUCAUUCCUCUAGCCAUGCUCCUUGCAAUUACAGCACUCCUGCUCUUAGCAUUUUCCACCACUCAGCAGAAAGAGACUGAUUUUUACACUUUUAAAGUUGUAAAUAUCAGGGGCAAACUAGUAUCUCUGGAGAAAUACAGGGGCUCGGUGUCAUUAGUUGUCAACGUUGCAAGUGAAUGUGGGUUUACAGAUAGUCACUACAAGGCCUUACAACAGUUACAGAAAGACCUCGGCCCAUAUCAUUUCAACGUGCUGGCAUUCCCAUGCAAUCAGUUUGGGCAGCAAGAACCAGACACCAACAAAGAAAUAGAGAGUUUUGCACGAAAGACUUACGGUGCCUCCUUUCCUAUGUUCAGCAAAGUUGCAGUCAGUGGAGCUGGUGCAAUUCCUGCCUUCAAGUACUUAAUUGAUUCUACAGGAGAAGAACCAACCUGGAACUUCUGGAAAUACUUGGUAGACCCCAAUGGGAAAGUAGUAAAGGCCUGGGACUCUACUGUCUCUGUUGAAGAAAUAAGACCUCAUGUUACAGAACUUGUGAGGAAAAUCAUCCUGAAGAAAAAAGAUGAAUUAUGACUUUCAAAAUCACAGCAGGUCAAUUACAUCUUUAUUGAGAAUUAGGAAUGCUCUCUGUCUUUUCACAUUCCAAAAGAGAGAAUAUGCAGAAGAGAAAACAUGACCAGUUGAAUUGAUAUUCACCACCUUCAGAAUACAAAAACCAGAAGUUUAAAAUUUAAUUACUUUUUAAUUUCAUUUUUGCUAUCCCCAAAUAUAUUCUAUUUGGCCCUUCCAAGAAAGGAGGUUACAUCAGCAACUUUUUGAUUCCCAAUUCAAAUUACUGCCAGUUUGUAACACUACACAAAGCCAGUUAACAUACCUCUAGCAAACAGGCUCACAGUAACAAGAAUUUCCCAGCUGGAAUAUUUCUGACAUCUAAAAUUCUGUUGCCAUAUUUUGAUCACUAUCUAAAUGAAAAAGAAUAAAAAGUGUGAGUGAUUUAAGGCAUGUGUUAGGAAGAGGACAAAAAAUAGAUAUGUCUCAUCCAAACCAACUUCAUUUUAUGUUUUUCUAAUUAUGAAGGUCAAACAUUUCACUGGAAGGUCAGUUGUCAAGGGCCUGAGGAAAACACAUCCACGAAACUUAAAAGUAACAGAAUACAAAACCUCUGUAAAAACUCUCCAAAAGCUGUAAGAUCUCAGCAUUUUUUCAUCCAAUAAGGAUUAUCAGAUAACAUAAAAAGCCAUCGGAACAUCUGGAGGACGAGAGCCUAUCUGGGAUGGCUGUUGCUUUCUUUUAGCAGCACUGUGGCUUAGAAGACUUACUCUCACCUCCUAUAAUUGAUUCUAAGUUUAUUUUGGAAUUUAUAACACCAUCUGAUUUGGCUGCAUGUACAAACACUAGAGAAUUAACAUUUUCCUAUGAAGCACAUUUUCCAAACAUUUGACUGUUGCAUAAUGCUAUAUUAUUCAAUGUUGCAAAUGUUUAAUUGUACCCUUGCUUCAAAGGUAGCACUCAGGCACCUAUUCAAACUUCACACUGCAGAGGUUAUUACUGCAUACUAAAAUAAUAACAAUAAUAAUUACAGCCCAUUGUUCUUUGACAGAAAUCCACUGAAAGUCUUGUCAGCAAGAACUGUUUUCAUCAAUAAAAACACGAUGUACAGGUCCUUUGCUUUUAAACUCAGGAGGAAGCCGGUCUUGUCCAACGGCAGCGCUAUUGACAAUUGAAAGCCUUUUUGGUGCUUUGUAAUGCUUUUUAAAGUAGCAAAAACAGUAUUUGUCCAUGCAGUUGUCAGGGCUCGAGUACAUAAAUAAGCCUUAAUUGCUCUGGCCAUGGUACGAACUUAUAAUGGCAUGAUGAGCUGGAAUAGCUCUUCAGCAUGCAAACAGUCUUCAGCUGAAAUCAAAGGCAAGCAUUACGGCAUGCACUGGCUUGCAGAAAAAAAAAAGGGGGAAAAUGGAGUACUGAAGAACUAUUGGAAAUAAAAGAAUUGAUCUCAGAGUCCAUUACAAUCCCAUGCUUUAACAGCUGCUCACUUCUGAGGUCUUGGACACAUGACAUAGCCUGGCCUUAGGAAGAAAAAAGCUGGAGAUGUUUCAGGGUUUGAAGAAUGGCUCUGAGGGGCAGAGAUUGUACUGUACAAAGCAAGCUGAAUUUCCCUGAAAGAAUGCAAGGGUCAGGUGUGGGGGUUUUAAUUUUUAGUUGGGGGUGGUAGGAAAAAAAAAAAAGAUGUGAGAAAAUAAAAGGAAGAAGCAACAGAAGUACAAAAGAAAAAAAAAGGAGAUCACGUAAGAAGGAAAAAAUGGGAAAGAAAUGAAAAGACAGUUUGUAAUCAAAGACUCUUUGGGAAAAAUGGAGGAUGGAAACGUUCAGUUAUAUUGAAACUAAUGAGCAUACUCCAAGCUAUAUCAGCUAAUUCUCUCUUGGAGCAUAGCUUCAGAACAGGAAAUCGCUGCAAGUGGCAGUGAACAUGUCUCUAUUUUCCUCUGAUGGAGAGGAAAGUGGAUGCCACCAUCCAUUCAGUCAUUCAGUCUAUGCUUACAUCAAUCACUCAGGACAGCUGCUACAAAGUAAAGUGACAGAGCAGAAUCAGACUAGGCCAGCAGUGUGCUGGGACAAAGAACCCAACUACUAGGAAAGGAGCUCUUAUGACUAUAGUUAUCUUUUCUGUCCACUUAUGCCAACACAGUGCUCUAACACGCUGUUAGCAGAAAGCAAGAACCAGAAUUAUUUUCCAUAGAACAGAUGUUUCUAUUAGCUGAAGCCCUGAUGAGCCCAGAUUGUGCUUUGCAAGACAUUUUAAGCCCUCUUUAUUUCGAUUCACGAUGUCCAACCUGUGGAAAGUGAAAGUGUUGUUUCUGUAUUGAACAUUGAAAAGGGCAAUUGAUCUAAAGAAUUAACCUGUAACAUAUCCUUAGAAAUAGCUGAUGUGGAAAGUAAGAAUACCAUAUACAUGUUAGUAACAUAUUUUAGAAACACAGUUACCGAAUUACCUAACAAAUACUUUCUCACAAAGCUGCAAUAGAUUCUGAAUGCUCUAAUCGAUGUGGGUAUAGUAUUCUGAACUAGGAAACAUAUUGUAAGGUCAUUCAUUAGACUGGCAGAAGCAAAAUACAUUUAAUAAACGUUCAAGGAGUCAGGGCCUUUACACAAAGCAGAACUGUCCCACCUUGUGGGAAUGUUAGGAUGCCAUAGACAGGCUCCUAGAUACUGCCCUCUAUCCUCAUUCCGAGCUUAUCUCUAUGCAAGGACAGAUGAAUGACCAGAACAAUGACCAGUGUGAAAGGGCACAAAUGUUAGGGGGUAAUUAAACGAUUGAGGCUAUGUCUAGUUUAAAACUGACAUCUGAAAAGUUACGACCAAACACUUGUUAAGAAAGCAAUUGUUAGAAGUCAGUUAAACAAUUUAAGACAUUUGUGUUUGGGCGGCAAAGAUUUGUGUCUACUUGGUGUUUGCAUGAUUGGUGAAGCGUCGCGAAAGAGUGUGAACCUGCAGUACUCAGCCAAUGAGGAACCAGGGGAGAAAGAGAUCAGUGGUGGGCAACAGGGGAUAAAAGAUGGAACACUGUUUUCCCGGGGCUCUCCUGCUUGCAGGAGGCCUGCCAUUGCAACUGCGAAUAAAAUCUGCUUUAUCAGAGAAA